Messenger RNA from Vigna unguiculata (cowpea), 408 nucleotides. RefSeq names its product TPD1 protein homolog 1 pseudogene. The record is from RefSeq and is a predicted model, not a curated record. Lineage: Eukaryota; Viridiplantae; Streptophyta; Magnoliopsida; Fabales; Fabaceae.
AUGGCAGUACUACGUUCGACGGCAACCUCAUCCUUGUUCAUCCUCGGAGUCUUCGCUGCUUUUGUUGCAGGUUGUGCAAUGGGAGCGGUGAUGAAUGAGAAGUGCAGCAAGAGUAGCAUGGAAGUAAGCCAAAGUCCGACGGUUCCACUUCCGAGUGGAAUUCCACAAUAUACGGUUGAGAUGGCGAACACGUGCAGCAGAAGUAACUGCAGCGUUUCUCACAUUCAUCUAAAGUGUGGCAUGUUCACUUCUGCAACUCUCAUAAACCCUAAAAUCUUCAAACGCCUUCGCUACAAUGACUGUCUCGUUAACGAUGGCAAUCCCUUAAGCAGCGGUGUCAUUCUUUCCUUCAAAUAUGCUUCUUCCUUUCCUUAUCCUCUCUCUGUUUCCUAUCUGCGUUGUGAUUGA